Molecule: messenger RNA, 3249 nt
Organism: Bursaphelenchus xylophilus (pine wood nematode)
Lineage: Eukaryota; Metazoa; Nematoda; Chromadorea; Rhabditida; Aphelenchoididae
Source: the annotation of a GenBank genome assembly
AUGGAGAUGAAGUUCCUGCUGGUGCUCUGCUUGUUGGCGGCGGUGCGUGGGGCUACAUCGGAUGACGUAAGUAAGAAGAGAUGGUAUUGUGGUUGAAGAUGACAGUUGAUUUAAUAUGUAAACUUGAGCCAAUAAUUGAUGUUGUAGGAUGACGAUUUAUGCAAUGAAGAGCCUCCCCAAACCUCGCCAGCAACAAGCACAUCUACUGUUUUUACGACUGUGUCAAGCACCGGUUGGACAAGCACGACCUCGAUAACAACAGAAACUACCACUUUUGCGACUGCUGCAACUGGAACUACCGCCAGCACCACAGCUGGUGGUAGUGACUCGAACAAGCCGGACGGUGGGGCUGAGAGUCCAGACGAAGAGGAUUGCGAUAACGAAGAUUUGGAUACGACAACUACAAACAAUCCGGAUUCUUCAACAACUCCGUCGGGUGCAACCGCAAGUACCACAGAUGACACAAGCGUGAGCACCACGGAGCACACAAGCGUGAGCACCACGGAGCACACAACCGCGAGUACCACGGAGCACACAAGCGUGAGCACCACGGAACACACAACCGGGGGUACUACCGAACAGACAAUCCAGAGUUCUACUGCUGAAACGGCCACUACCGCAACAACUGGUUCAACGACGGACGCGUCGGAUGAUGGAGGUAGGUUAAGUCUUUUUGCCUUUUAGACUCAGUUUUGUAAUCAGUGAAGUCAUGAGUUUAAAAAAAUAGUCAGCCAUUUAGUUUUCAAUGUGUUACGCAUAGUUCAACGUUAUACUUGUGUUAAUCGGUUCUUUCUGUUCCGUCGAUAUGUUACAUGUCGUUCUGUUGCCUUUCAUUCAAAACAUGAAGAAUUUUUUGUCAAAAACACGGGGUUUUAGGAUCCGACGGAAAUACGGAUGCCGAGGAUUGCGAGAAUGAGGAUGAAACAACCACUAGCUCUACGGGGCUGACCUCCGCUACUUCUACAGCCAUAACCGGAAGCACGAUAACGGAAAGAACUGCGACAACUGGAACAGGGUCUACAGCGAGUAGUGUCACCGGUUCUACCACUGUAAUGGGCUCAACAACUUCUUCCGACUCUACCUCGACUUCAGAAACAAGUUCGAGUCCCGACAAAAACCCUGGCACUGCAACAUCGACUUUCGGUAGCAGUACCAGUGUCGGGACCACUCUUUCGCCCUCUUCUGUUGUAACAACUUUUACCACAACUGGACGUACGGUAACCGGAGUCACAACUACUCCCUUCACAACACCAGCGUCGUCGUCGGCAACCGAAAUCACAGCUACAACAGCUUUGGGUUCAAGCACAACGGAGGUUACGGGUACUCUAGGAACCGCAACGUCCGCUGCUGCUGAGACAACAGGGACGAAUACAAAGCAAACUUCAGAGACUAGUACUCCACCGACUGCGGCUACCGCAACUCCAACAACGCCGACUAUGCCAACCACUGCGCAAACCUCUAUUACAACUUCUAACGCUGUUGUGAGUACAGCUUCUACUACGCCCACAACUCCAACAACGCCGACGACAACCCCCGUAAUUGAAACAACCCCGACAACGACUCUCACAACUUCAACUACACCAACGACUCCCACGACUACUACUACGCAAACGACUCCUACGAUGUCUACUACUCCAACUACUCCUACAACUACUACUACGCCAACGACUUCCACAACUAGUAUUACACCAACUACAACGCAAACAACAUCGACAACCCCUACUACGCCAACAAUUUCUACAACACCUGAAACUCCAACAACCCCCAUGACAACCAAAACGACAACUACAACUCCUACGACCACGCCAACAACACCUACAACUCCAAAAAUUCCGACCACUCAUAAGACUACGAAAAGAACCACUACCAAAAAAAAGCCGACCACCCAUAGGACAACGAAAAGAACAACUACCAAAAAGCAGCCGACCACCCAUAGGACAACGAAAAGAACCACUACCAAAAAGCAGCCGACUACUCGGAAAAAAUCCGGUAAGAUGGGAUGCCCUACAAAGAACCGAUAACACGUGUCAUUAGUCGUAUUACCGAUUUUUGUAGAAGCUUAAAACUAUUAAUACAACAGUAUUUUAGGAUGUGUCGAUACUCACUACGAUUGUUUCGGCCGGCACACGAUAUGCUUCCAUCCAACCUAUGAGAAAAUGAUGCGAAAAGAGUGCGCAAAGACGUGCAACUUCUGCCAAGACCCGGAUUCGACUUGCAGGGACACCCUGCAAAAUUGUCCCGCGAAAUAUGAGCUGUGUUUGGACAAUGUAAGUUACUGUUUGUGCAGAGUGCAAACCGGGCGUAUCAUGAACUCCUCUAUAGGAGAAAUUCAUGCGAAAGCUCAAGAUUGCCUGCAAUGAUGCUUCAAUUCGGAUGAAGGCCCAAAACUUUGGGACUCAUAAAUUGUUUUUGCAGGAGAAGUAACCCAAGUGCGGCGCUCAGAUUUUGAUGAAACAUGGCAGAGAUUUAGAAACAAUUUUCCUAACACCUAUACGAGACUCCUAUCUCCCGCUUUGCAUAAACGACCGAGAUUUUUGGGUCGAGCGUUGGCGUGUGACACUUUUUUGCGCAUUAUAGCGUGAAAAACAGAAAAACCAGGUUUUCCACACAAAACUGGCAAAAUUAUGGCCAAGAAGUGCUUUUCCUUACGACCGCUCUCCGCGUUUCGCGCACUUUCUCGGCCGUGAAAAUCGUUUACACAAAAUCUGAGCGUCGUAUUAGGGUGCUUACCUUUUCAGCUAAAGAUUUUUAAGUGAGAGGAUUUGUCUAACGUCACUUUUUUUAAAUUGCGAUCGAGUUCAUGAUAAACAUGACGACCAAGUUCGUGUUAAAUGGAAGUUAAGCUUUUUUGUAAUUAAUCCACCUCUUCGUGGUUUAACCUAACCAACUCGGACUUGGUCGUGUGCCUGGUCAUGACUUUGACCACGUCUUUGAAGAGACAAUAGACAAGUUUUCUCGAAUUUAUCCUGACUUAUGACACAUGAAGCCAAAGAUUUUGGGUGUUCGUACGGUACGAAGAAUCUGCUGUUUUUCUCAACUUCAAUCUUUCGCUACUUGAAAUUCGAAAACAUUGUGGAAUACAAAUUUUUCCAUGUUUUUCAAAAACUUUGACGCAAUAACAUUCCUUUCAUAUUUUUGACGCAAUAACAUUCCUCUCCACCGCUGAUCAAACAAAAAAAUACCAUUUUUCAGACCUACAUGAACAUGAUGUCCAAUACUUGCAAGAAGACAUGCGGAUAUUGCACAUGA